Molecule: messenger RNA, 926 nt
Organism: Microplitis demolitor
Lineage: Eukaryota; Metazoa; Arthropoda; Insecta; Hymenoptera; Braconidae
Product: histone H2B
Exons: 1
Coding region: 24-398 (124 amino acids)
Cellular component (GO): nucleosome
Molecular function (GO): DNA binding; structural constituent of chromatin; protein heterodimerization activity
Source: RefSeq, a predicted model, not a curated record
CUAGUGUUGAAUCAGUUAUCAUCAUGCCUCCUAAAACGAGCGGUAAAGCUGUGAAAAAGUCGGGCAAGGCCCAGAAGAACAUUACUAAGUCCGACAAAAAAGGACGCAAGAAGAAGCGUAAGGAAAGUUACGCCAUCUACAUCUACAAAGUGUUGAAACAAGUUCAUCCUGAUACUGGUGUUUCCAGUAAAGCCAUGAGCAUCAUGAACAGUUUCGUCAACGACAUCUUUGAACGUAUCGCAGCUGAGGCGUCCAGACUUGCGCAUUACAACAAACGUUCCACCAUCACUUCCCGGGAAAUUCAAACUGCAGUGCGUCUGUUAUUACCCGGUGAAUUGGCUAAGCACGCCGUCAGUGAAGGAACCAAAGCCGUCACCAAGUACACCAGUUCUAAAUAAACUUACUAAUCCCUCGAUAAACCAAACGGCCCUUUUCAGGGCCACCAAAUUUUUUAAAACGUAUAUUUCAUUCAAGUUUUCAAUUAGCAUUCAAACAAUUUCAUAUUUUAUUUACGUUAUUGAAGUAUCCUUUCAAAGGACAAAAUGUAAAGACAGUAGGACACCCUCGGCGCUUUCGCACUCAAAGCGUACGAUAGGUGAUUUUUAUAUGAUCCUUAUUCAUAGAUAAAGACCCAAAUCAUUAAAUAAAAUAUUUCUUCCGAUGCAUAAGUUAUUAUUUAUCGAAUGAAAUCUUUCGCAUGCGGAAAUUUCAGUUUUUAUCGAAGAACGCCUAAUUUAAAAUUUCCAUUUGUUAAUGUGAGUGCAACAAGAACCAUUCGUUUGUUCACAUGUGUGAGCAAGAGAAUAUAGGCGGCAUAUCCUCUUGUAUCAAUAAUUUUUUUAAGGGGACCCGGUGGUCUAGAAGCUGAAAAUUUCAUGAUUUAAAAAAAAUUUUUCUUAUAUUUUAAUAAAAAUCAAACCUUCUGA